Chenopodium quinoa (quinoa) is the source of this 2959-nucleotide messenger RNA. RefSeq names its product THO complex subunit 5A-like. Gene Ontology annotation, cellular component: THO complex part of transcription export complex. Gene Ontology annotation, molecular function: mRNA binding. The transcript has 8 exons. The record is from RefSeq and is a predicted model, not a curated record. Bases 67 to 2484 code for a protein of 805 amino acids. Gene Ontology annotation, biological process: positive regulation of DNA-templated transcription, elongation; mRNA export from nucleus. NCBI's taxonomy places the organism in Eukaryota, Viridiplantae, Streptophyta, Magnoliopsida, Caryophyllales, Amaranthaceae.
UUAAAACUACUCCAAAGUUGAAUUGACAAGCAUUAACCACAUCGAGGUAACAGAGCUUCAGCUGCCAUGGAUGUUAAGAUGGAAGAUGCGGCGGCGUCUACGGCGUCAACGUCGGAAGCUAAUGUUGCUCCUCCAACGGCGGUAGAGAAAUCUCCCUAUGAUUUGCUGAAAAAGAGCAAGCUUUCCGUGGAAGAGAUAGUUGCUAAGAUGCUUUCUCUCAAAAAGGAUGAUAAACCUAAACCUGAGCUUCGCGAGCUUGUCACUCAGAUGUUCCUCAAUUUCGUCUCUCUUCGUCAGGCAAACCGUAAGAUCUUGAUUGAAGAAGAUCGCGUGAAAGCUGAGACUGAACGUGCAAAAGCACCUGUGGACUCCACAAGUUUGCAACUUCAUAAUUUGAUGUAUGAGAAGAGCCACUACCUGAAAGCUAUAAAGGCAUGCAAAGACUUCAAAUCCAAGUAUCCUGACAUUCAACUUGUUACCGAGGCUGAGUUUUUUAGUCAAGCUCCUGAAGAGUUUAAAGGAACUGCUGUAUCAAAUGAAACUGCUCACAACUUGAUGCUUAAGAGGCUUAAUUAUGAGCUUUUCCAGAGAAAAGAGCUAUGCAAGCUUCGUGAGACGCUGGAGCAGAAGAAGAAAAGUUUUUUGGAGACUAUUGCCAACAGAAAGAAGUUCUUGUCAAGUCUUCCCUCACAUCUCAAGGCUUUGAAGAAAGCGUCAUUGCCUGCACAAAACCAACUAGGACUUUUACAUACGAAGAAACAAAAGCAGCUGCAUGCAGCAGAGUUGCUUCCUCAGCCAUUGUAUAUAAUUUACUCUCAGUUCAUGGCCCAAAAGGAAGCUUUUGGGGAAAACAUUGAAUUGGAAAUAAUUGGAAGCUUGAAGGAUGCUCAAGCCUUUGUUAGGCGGCAAACACAGAAAGAUACUGGCAUUUCAUCCAUGCAGGAAAGUUCGCGGAUAGAUGAUGAUGUAGUGGAUGAGGAAGAUGAUGGUCAAAGAAGGAGAAAACGACCCAAAAAAAUGGCUGGCAAGGAAAAUGCUGAUGCAGCUGGGAUAUAUCAAGCUCAUCCACUUAGAAUCAUUCUCCAUGUCCAUGAAAAUGAAGUUUCUGAUCCAAAGUCUGCCAGACUUGUUACUUUGAAGUUUGAGUACCUGUUUAAGCUGAAUGUUGUUUGUGUGGGUGUUGAGGGGUCUGAUCAAGGGCCUGAAAAUAACAUUCUGUGCAAUCUAUUCCCUGAUGACACGGGCCUUGAGCUACCUCAUCAAUCUGCUAAGCUCCUCUUGGGUGAUGGAGCAGAAUUUGAUGAAAAACGUACUAUGCGCCCAUAUAAAUGGGCCCAGCAUUUGGCAGGAAUUGAUUUUCUGCCGGAGUUGUCGCCCUCAUCAACUAGUAAUGAAGCUGCUAAGUUUGAGGCUGGGAAGGACUCUGUAAUUUCUGGACUUUCACUGUAUCGGCAGCAAAAUCGAGUGCAGACGGUGGUGCAAAGAGUUAGGUUGAGGAAGAAGGCUCAGCUUGCACUUGCGGAACAGCUUGAUUCACUUACAAAACAUACAUGGCCCCCUCUGAGAUGUCAAAGUGUUCCGUGGGCUGCUCAUGAACACCUGUGUUUUCUUCAUAGGUGGUCGCCUCAAGGAUCUUCUCUUAACCAAGGUAUUCCUUUAGCUAGAGUUGAAGUGGAACAAGGCCAUAUUUCGUUGGAUACAAACAUGGCAGGAAGAGCUGGGUCCUCUAAAGAAGAAGGGAUUGUGACAGAAGAUGGGGAACUUCCAUCUUUGGUUCCAGCAGCUGUUGUGACUGAUGAAAAAUCUACUGCUAAUCUAAAUCAAGGAUCAGUUGCCAAACAUUCUAAACGGAUGACACUAAUAUCAAAAAAUAUUACAGUUCCAGUCAAAACUGCCAGAAACCAGAGUUUUGGGCGAAAUGAGGAUGAUAUUGAUCUUAUGAUGGAUAGUGAAAGUGAAGUAGAUGACACUCCCCAAACUGACCGGGAAGAUGAAAGUAUUGACGAGGGAAAUUUUUGGGUGAAUUAUGCAGUUAAAGAGUUUGAACUUAUUUUAACCCGGAAAAGAGAUGUGGAGGAGGGGGAUGUUGAUCUAGAGGCCAAGAUUUGUAUAAGCAUGGAGUAUCCACUCAGGCCUCCUCUUUUCAGAUUGAGUUUAUGUGCUCAGUCUUCAGAUGGAAACAGUUCAUCCUUCAACCACUCCAUAUGGUACAACGAGCUUCGUGCUAUGGAAGCUGAGGUCAAUCUUCACAUACUGAAGAUGUUACCUCCUGAUCAAGAAGAAUAUAUCUUGUCUCAUCAAGUGCAUUGUCUUGCAAUGCUCUUUGAUCUCUACCUAAAUGAGGCUUCUCAACCCUUGGAAAUUGAUAUUGGCUUGUGCAAGCCAGUCAGUGGUGAUCUGAAAGCCAGAUCUAUCAGGGGAAGGGAUCGCCGGAAAAUGAUAUCUUGGAAGGGUAUGGAAUGCACCCCUGGGUAUCCGUAUUGAUAUAUUAUUACAUUGUUCCAAAGGCUUAUUUUUAUCUUUCAGUAACAACCCCUGAUUACCAUAGUAGCAAUUAAUUAUUCUCAUUGAGGUGAAUCAGGUGAUCACUCCUAUGAUCUGUACAGUGAUCUCAUUUGCCUCACUUAUGCUCCUCAGAUAUUUGAUAUCUGUGAUAUGAGAUACAUAAAUGCAUAAAAGAGAAAUGAAAUUUAUUUGUUACAGUACCCUAGUUUCUCUUCAGUUUACGUGCUAUGUCCUCCCCCCCCCCCCCCAAUGCAUCUCUUGGGGAUGACGCCGUUUCUCAAGAACAUACGCUGAUACCAACUGUCACGGUCCGGGAGUUUGGACCCCGAAACGUGCGGCGCGCUCUAGCCUUUUGGCGGCAGGAAUGCUAGCCUUGAGCGGAAGAGGGGCUUGUGAGCACAAAGCAACACAAGCGGGCAAUAGAAUCUCAGGAGCACUCACGUCUAUCUGGGCG